CAUAAGAGCUGCUAUGCAUUGUUUUGCAAUGUUUGCCCAAUAGCAUUUCUGCAUCUACAGUUGGAUCAUACCCAUUCCUGACUUCUGAUUUCUGAUAAUGUCGAGAUUACGAGUGAAUAAGGAGGAGGAGGAAUUACAUGGUAAUGCUCGGGAUCUUAUGAGGGCAAACAAGCCAGAAGAGUUGUGCAGGCUCCUGUCUGAGGAUAAAGCCAAGGAACUGAUCAGGAAGAGUGGUGGAAAAGUUUUGUCAUAUUGCUUAAAUGAUGCUAUUGGCCACAACCACGUUGAAUGUAUACAGGUACUUUUAAAAGCCGGAGCCAACCCUGAUAUUGUUGGCGAAUGUCACCCCAUAAACAGAACAAUAAAGUAUGGAGGUCAUGAAAACAUCCUUACACUGCUUUUGGAAUAUGGAGCAGAUCCUAAUCUUAAAUCAUUUGAUGGCUACUACCAUUCCCUGUUAUGUUUAGCGGCUCACUUUGCUGUCCUAGGAUGCUUCAGAACACUACUUCUUUAUGGGGCUGACCCAGAUUAUAAUUGUCCAGAUCGGGAUUUUUUGCAAAAGUUUACAAAUCCCCAGUCAGUAUUGGGGGUAUGUCUUCGAAACGGCUAUGAGGACCAGUUCGUGAAACUGCUCAUUGAUUUUGGUGCUAAUAUGUUCUUGCAUGAUAUACAAGAAAGCCUGUUAAGUGCAGAAAAUGGAACAAAAAAACUUCUAGAGAGAGAACGAGCUCAUCCCAGGUCACUUAUGUCUCAAUGUCGUUUGAUGAUUAGAAGGCUGCUGAGACAGAAUGGAAAAAUCUGUGUCACUGAUCAGCUGGGGAUCCCUAAUGAGCUACAGAAAUACUUACGGUACCAUGAGGAAAUGAAUGGACCAGAGAAGUUACCACGCCAUGAAGAAGAGUAUAGGAGGUUUCUUAGUUGCUUUUGAUGCCCAGCAACAAGACUGAGGAAAC
Messenger RNA from Nanorana parkeri, 953 nucleotides. Its product is annotated as ankyrin repeat and SOCS box protein 12-like. The record is from RefSeq and is a predicted model, not a curated record. The coding region runs from base 98 to 928 and encodes 276 amino acids. Gene Ontology annotation, molecular function: protein binding. Gene Ontology annotation, biological process: intracellular signal transduction. Lineage: Eukaryota; Metazoa; Chordata; Amphibia; Anura; Dicroglossidae. The transcript is spliced from 3 exons.